AGUUACGGGGGUGGCCCGGCGGGCGGGCGGGCGCUCGCAGGCUACCUCGUCGCUCGCUCGCUCGCGCGCGCUCCCUCUCGCCGCCUGUGGGGAAGUCGGGGCUGCCCGAGCGGCCACCGCCACCGCCUCGCCCCGACCUUCUCCCUGGCCCCCGUCUGGCUCAGUCCCUCCCUCCCGCGCACCUCCGAGUAAUCAGUGCCCCCGCGUAGGGUCCGGAGAGUCGACGCGACAGCGCCGGUGGUGUUUAAACCAUGUUAAGGAGGAUUUUGCAGCGGACUCCUGGGAGAGUUGGCUCUCAAGGUUCUGAUUUGGAUUCAUCAGCAACUCCUAUUAACACAGUGGAUGUCAAUAAUGAAAGCUCUUCAGAGGGUUUCAUCUGUCCAUUAUGUAUGAAAAGAUGUAUAACUCCUAUUGAUUUGUCGGAGCAUUACCAGAAAGUGCACGCUGAAAAUGAAACAAGAGGACAGGAACUUCUUAAUAACGCCAGUGUUACUGGUUUCAUAUGUCCCCAGUGUAUGAAGUCUCUUGGAUCUGCUGAUGAGCUUUUCAAACACUAUGAGGCGGUUCAUGAUGCUGGUAAUGAUUCAAGUCAUGGAGGAGAGGCUCUGAAGCGAGAUGAUAUAACCCUACUUAGACAAGAGGUCCAAGACCUGCAGGCUUCACUUAAGGAAGAAAAAUGGUACUCAGAAGAAUUAAAGAAAGAAUUAGAAAAAUUUCAAGGGCUGCAGCAUCAAGAAUCUAAACCUGAUGGAUUGGUGGUUGAUUCAUCAGCAGAACUACAGUCUUUAGAACAACAGUUAGAAGAAGCCCAAACAGAAAAUUUUAAUAUUAAGCAAAUGAAAGACUUAUUUGAACAGAAAGCAGCCCAACUUGCCACUGAAAUUGCAGAUAUAAAGUCAAAAUAUGAUGAAGAAAGGAGUCUUCGAGAAGCUGUUGAACAAAAAGUGACACAUCUGACAGAGGAAUUAAACAAUGAAGCAACUACAAUUCAAGAUCUGACGACUGAACUGCUGCAGAGACCUGGUAUAGAAGAUGUUGCUGUGUUAAAGAAAGAACUAGUCCAAGUUCAGACACUAAUGGAUAACAUGACCUUGGAACGUGAGAGAGAAUCUGAAAAACUAAAAGAUGAGUGCAAAAAGUUGCAAGCAGAUUAUGCUAACUCAGAGGCCACGAUAAGCCAGCUAAGGAGUGAACUUGCCAAAGGCCCCCAGGAAGUUGCUGUGUAUGUGCAGGAACUACAAAAUCUUCAAAGUUCAGUUAAUGAAUUAACACAGAAAAAUCAGAACUUGACUGAAAAGUUGCUGAAGAAAGAACUCGACUACACUCAGUUAGAAGAUAAACAUAAUGAAGAAUGUUUGAGUAAAAAGAAUAUACAAGCAAGCCUUCAUCAAAAAGACCUAGAUUAUCAACAGCUUCAGUCAAGAUUAUCUACAUCUGAAACCUCACUGCAGAGAAUACAGGCAGAAUUAUGUGAAAAGGGAGAAGCUACUCAAAAGCUCAAAGAAGAAUUAUCAGAAGUAGAGACCAAGUACCAGCAUCUCAAGGCAGAGUUUAAACAGCUACAGCAGCAGAGGGAAGAAAAGGAGCAGCAUGGACUACAACUCCAAAGUGAAGUUCAUCAAUUACAUGGCAAACUUCUGGAGACAGAGCGCCAACUAGGGGAAGCGCAUGGCAGGCUGAAGGAACAGAGACAGCUUUCAAGUGAAAAGUUGAUGGAUAAAGAACAACAAGUGGCUGACCUACAACUCAAACUUUCUCGUUUAGAAGAACAAUUGAAGGAAAAAGUAACAAAUUUCACAGAAUUGCAGCAUCAAUUAGAUAAAACAAAGCAACAGCAUCAAGAACAACAAGCUCUUCAGCAAAGCACUACAGCAAAACUUCGAGAAGCUCAGAAUGACUUAGAACAAGUACUGCGUCAAAUUGGUGAUAAGGACCAAAAGAUCCAGAACCUUGAAGCCUUAUUACAGAAGAGUAAAGAAAAUAUUUCCUUACUAGAAAAGGAAAGAGAAGAUCUUUAUGCAAAAAUUCAGGCUGGUGAAGGGGAGACUGCUGUUCUUAACCAGUUACAAGAAAAAAACCAUACCUUACAGGAGCAAGUAACUCAGCUAACAGAGAAGCUAAAGAAUCAGUCCGAAAGCCAUAAACAAGCCCAGGAGAAUUUGCAUGAUCAGGUGCAAGAGCAGAAGGCACAUCUUAGAGCUGCACAAGAUCGGGUCCUUUCCCUGGAAACCAGUGUCAGUGAAUUAAAUAGUCAGUUAAAUGAAAGCAAGGAGAAGAUCUCUCAGCUUGACAUACAGAUUAAAGCCAAAACUGAAUUACUGCUAUCAGCAGAAGCAGCAAAAACUGCUCAAAGAGCAGAUCUUCAAAAUCAUUUGGACACAGCCCAAAAUGCAUUACAAGAUAAACAGCAGGAGUUAAAUAAGAUCACUACUCAGUUGGAUCAGGCUCUUACAAACUUGCAGGAUAAGCAAGAGCAUUGCAGUCAGCUGGAAAGUCAUCUCAAAGAAUAUAAAGAGAAACACCUCUCUUUAGAACAGAAAACUGAAGAAUUGGAAGGUCAAAUUAAGAAACUAGAAGCUGAUACUCUUGAAGUUAAAGCAAGCAAGGAGCAAGCUUUGCAGGAUCUACAACAGCAAACACAGCUGAACACAGAUUUAGAGCUUCGAGCCACAGAACUCAGUAAACAACUUGAAAUGGAGAAAGAAAUAGUAUCCAGUACAAAGUUGGACCUACAGGAAAAAUCUGAAGCCCUUGAAAAUAUUAAGCAAAUGCUUACCAAGCAAGAGGAAGAAAAAAUAAUUCUUAAAAAAGAAAUUGAAAAUUUAAGUAAAGAUGCAAAGAUGCAGCACAAGGAAUUGAAUAACAAAAUUCAAACAGCAGUAACAGAACUACAAAAAGUGAAGACGGAAAAAGAAACUCUAAUGGCAGAGCUUUCUGCAGCAAAAGAGAAAUUAUCAAAAGUUUCUGAUUCUUUGAAGAACUCCAGAAGUGAAUUUGAAAAGGAAAAUCAGAAAGGAAAGGCUGCUAUAUUAGAUUUGGAAAAAACUUGCGAAGAAUUGAAGCAUCAAUUUCAAGUACAGAUGGAAAGCACACUUAAGGAACAAAAUGAACUGAAAAAGUCACUUGAAAAAGAGAAGGAGGCUUCUCAUCAGUUGAAGUUGGAACUCAAUUCAAUGCAGGGACAAGUCACACAGGCCCAGAAUACUUUAAAACAAAAGGAAAAAGAAGAACAGCAACUUCAGGGGAACAUAAAUGAGCUAAAGCAAUUGACUGAACAGAAGAAAAAGCAAAUUGAAGUACUCCAGGGAGAAAUUAAAACUGCUAUCUCAUUGAAGACAGAGCUUGAGAAUAAGCUACAGCAACAGUCAGCGCAAGCAGCACAGGAACUUGCAGCAGAGAAGAAGCAAAUGUCAGUGUUACAAAACACCUAUGAGAAAAGUCAGGAAAGCCUAAAACAGCUCCAGUCUGAUUUCUAUGGGAAGGAAUCUGAACUUCUUGCCAUAAGACAAGAUCUUAAGUCUGUAGAAGAGAAGUUUUCUCUAGCACAGGAGGACUUGAUUACAAACAGAAAUCAAAUUGGAAACCAAAAUAAAUUGAUUCAAGAACUGAAGACUGCCAAGGCUACUUUGGAGCAGGAUGCAGCAAAGAAAGAACAGCAGUUGAAGGAGCAGUUUAAAGCCCUACAAGAUGUUCAAAAAGAAAAGUCACUGAAAGAAAAAGAACUAGUAAAUGAAAAAUCUAAAUUGGCAGAUGUAGAGGAAAUUACGUGUAGACAAGAAAAGGAAAUUGCUAAACUGUAUGAAGAACUCAAGUCCCACAAGCAAGAAAGCACAAAGGAAGUAACAAAUCUCAAGGAUGCCAAACAGCUUUUGAUCCAGCAGAAACUAGAGCUUCAAGGGAAAGUAGAUUCGCUGAAGGCAGCCCUUGAGCAGGAGAAGAGAAAUCAGCAGACGCUAAAAGAGCAGGUGAAGAAGGAAGAAGAUGAGCUCAAGAAAGAAUUUAUUGAGAAGGAAGCUAAAUUGCAUUCUGAAAUAAAAGAAAAAGAAGUAGGAAUGAAGAAGCAUGAAGAAAAUGAAGCUAAACUUACCAUGCAGAUUACAGCAUUAAAUGAAAACUUAGGCACUGUGAAGAAGGAGUGGCAGUCUAGUCAGCGGAGAGUUAGUGAGCUCGAGAAGCAGACGGAUGACUUACGCGGUGAAAUCGCAGUAUUAGAAGCAACGGUUCAGAACAAUCAGGAUGAAAGGAGGGCACUUCUAGAAAGAUGUCUUAAAGGAGAAGGUGAAAUAGAAAAGCUUCAAACCAAAGUACUAGAAUUGCAAAGAAAGCUGGAUAAUACAACUGCAGCAGUGCAGGAGCUGGGCAGAGAAAAUCAGUCCCUUCAAAUCAAACAUACGCAAGCGUUGAAUAGAAAGUGGGCUGAAGACAAUGAAGUACAAAACUGUAUGGCCUGUGGGAAAGGCUUUUCAGUAACAGUGAGACGGCAUCACUGUAGACAAUGUGGAAAUAUCUUCUGUGCUGAGUGUUCAGCCAAAAAUGCCUUAACUCCUUCUUCCAAGAAGCCUGUUCGUGUCUGUGAUGCAUGUUUCAAUGACUUGCAAGGAUAAUGUUAUCACAACUUCAGAGUAGUAUUACACUAACAUUCGAUUUUUAAUAAAUGUACUUAAUAAAGGUCUUGGACUACUAUUUGAUUUGGAAGUGGUUGCAAUACUAGACCAACUUAGAAUUCAUCUAUUUUGGAAUGUUAUCAAUAUCAAGUAAAACUCUUUUAUUUUUGUGAGACUUGGGCUCAUCUUUCAUUACUUUUUUUCCAUUUUACCCCUGGAACAGCUUUCAUGCCAAGUCUAGAAUUAGCCAAUGAAAUGUAAAUAAACUUUGGACAGAAAAUAGCAAUGUAUUUUUUUAAAUUUAAUUUCGUUGUUAACAAAUUACAUGAGUAUAUGUCCAUAACUUAUUUCUUUCUCCCAAAUUUAGUGUACAGAAAUGUACAUGAAUGAUGUUAUCACCUCAUAUAUGUUGCACAAUAACACAUUAAAUAUAUUAAAUAUUCUAUUUGUGAAGUUAUGCACAGAACUAUAAAACUUUCUGACUCUUUUUUUCUUAUAUACAGGUCAAUACUUUCGUUCCAUUGUUAUGUUAUAAAUUUACUACUCACGUGUUCUAAAUACAAUUUAUAUUGAAAUAUAUAUUAACCAAGAUCUCAAACAUGGUUUUUGGUUUAACAAUACUGAUUAAAUUCUCUUGGAUGGAUUUUAUAAAAACCUCUGUAAAACCAAUUUGCUUCUUUUAUGGUUAUCCUGGGGUUAUAUUUUAAAGAUCAGGGUUAAUUUUCCUUUUUCUUUUUUUACAUCAUUUUUAAACUCCCACAUAUUCUCCAUUAAGAAUCCUAUAAAGCCUCCCACACUCACCUCCAGUUGGAAGAUGAGUAAUACCGUGUUUCCCCGAAAAUAAGACCUAGCUGGACCAUCAGCUUUAAUGCAUCUUUUGGAGCAAAAAUUAAUAUAAGACCCAAUCUUAUUU
Molecule: messenger RNA, 5517 nt
Organism: Rhinolophus ferrumequinum (greater horseshoe bat)
Lineage: Eukaryota; Metazoa; Chordata; Mammalia; Chiroptera; Rhinolophidae
Gene: EEA1
Product: early endosome antigen 1
Exons: 30
Coding region: 252-4604 (1450 amino acids)
Biological process (GO): endocytosis
Cellular component (GO): early endosome
Molecular function (GO): 1-phosphatidylinositol binding; metal ion binding
Source: RefSeq, a predicted model, not a curated record